ACCGUGGUAGACAAACGACAGCCGCUUUCUCAAUUGACACAGAUGUUCCGGUGCCUCGUCGUCGGGGAACAGAUGUCUGCAAGCGCGUUUGACGCGCGCAUGCAGCUGCGGCUUUCCACGGUCACCGCGUGAAUCAGCGUUGCAGAGAGUCGGUGCGCAGCAGUCAACACAAAUGCCGGGGAUGUCGACGGAAUCGCGGCUGAAGAUGGACCCCGUGUUCGGAGUGGACUCACGACACAGCUGGGUGACGGCCGCGUUCUGCGGUGCGCUGCUCUUCCUCGCCCUGUCAACUAUAAGCGUGAGCGGCGUGUUCUUCUACGGCAUCGUUGAAGCCUUUGGCGUGAACAGGGAGCAGGCGUCCUGGCCCGUCACUCUUAGCGGGAGCAUGCUGCCUCUCGCAGGUCCCCUGACUGGCAUGCUAUGCGCUCGUUUCUCCUGCAGAAAAGUCAUCCUCGUAUGCUCUUUCAUCGCGGGCAUCGCUGUAAGCCUGUGCUACUUCGCAGAAAGCACCCCCUUUAUUGUUGUCUUCUUUGGCAUCAUUAACGGAACCACGCUUUCUGGGCUCUACAUCGCUGCAAACGUGCUCGUGGCAGAGUACUUUGAGAAGAGAAGGGCCACCGCCUGCAGCUUCAUGUUCACCGCCGGUGGACUCAACACCGUCGUCUUUCCUCCGCUCAUAGAACUCUUCUACUCACGCUAUGGCAUCCACGCAGCGUUCUUGCUCUACGGAGCCAUCCUGAUGAACGCAUUUCCGUGCUGCAUCGCUCUAAGAGACCCACCAUGGUUAGAUAAGCCCAAAUCGUUGAGCAAGAGAAAAUGUAGAACGUUCGACACUGUUGGCACUGCAAGGAGUCCUGUAUGCGAGGAUCGCAGUUCUGAACAAUUCAAUAUGGAGAAAUGUGUUGAAGGUACCGAUGAACUGCAAGUAUUCUUGGAUAAAAGGACUGUAGAAGAAAGAGUUACAAGUGUCAGCUUCAGUAAUUCUAAUGGCACGUCCAACUUCUCCCGCUUUUUGGCGAGUAGAAGGCUGGAGAGAAAGGACGUCUUUGACUGCUUUAAACGUGGGCUGGCCCCAUUCGCAACCAUGUCCUUUUUGGUGAGCGCUGUGUCAUUCACGGUUGUGAACUUCGGGAUGGCGUUAUACGUCAUGUUGUCAACAGACCUAGCAAGUGACCACGGCAUUGAACCUUCAAGCUCAGUUUUCCUUCUUCACGCCUUCUCCGCCAGUGACAUCGUCUCCAGAGCUCUCAGCGGCGUCAUUAUAGACUCCAAGAUUCUGUCCCUGGAGUCCGUGAUGCUCCUGGGGUAUCUUGUGCAAGGCGCCGCUUUUGAAAUGCUCGCAUGGUUCGGGACGUUCCAAAUGAUGCUGACUGCUUCGGCGCUGAUGGGCCUCACAUGCGGCGCAAGGAUCGCCCUUCAGGCCCCCGUGGUUGCCAAACAUUUUGGACUCAAGAAGCUUCCCCUCGUUAUGGGAGCAGUGUACUUCUGCAUUGGUGUAGCGUUGCUUCUGCGCCCACCAAUUGUCGGCUACUUCCGAGACAGGCAUGGAUCCUACAGCGGUCUCCUUCACUCCACAGCCGCCGUUAACGGUUUGCUGGCGAUUAUCUGGAUCCUGAGGCUGCUCAACGGCAAGAAGGAGGUAUCGCCGACAAAGGUGGACCAAUCCUCGGAGGAAAUUUGAAAGGAAGGUGGGACGCAGCUUCUGGAAUCGGGCAGAACAGCAGCAGCUGAUGGUGGCCAGUGAAACCUUAACAGCGGACGUGGGUAACGAAGCAUCGACGUCGAAACUGUGCGGUGGAAUUUUGCCUACUUCUGGUUUUUGCAUAGUGCCAUCCCUUAUAUUGAGGACUUCAGUCAUGGCAGCAGCACUGCGUUUUUUAAAUGCGAAGCAUUUCUUGCCGGCGGCUCUGUCCGUCGCUCCAUCUGCCGUGCGGCGUCGACACCCGCACUCCGCAUGCGCAUCCUCCUCCCCCUCCUCUCCUUGUCA
This is a messenger RNA of Dermacentor silvarum, 1987 nucleotides long. RefSeq names its product monocarboxylate transporter 12-like. The transcript has 4 exons. Gene Ontology annotation, biological process: transmembrane transport. Bases 173 to 1681 code for a protein of 502 amino acids. The record is from RefSeq and is a predicted model, not a curated record. Gene Ontology annotation, molecular function: transmembrane transporter activity. Lineage: Eukaryota; Metazoa; Arthropoda; Arachnida; Ixodida; Ixodidae.